Messenger RNA from Sphaerodactylus townsendi, 3114 nucleotides. Its product is annotated as oncostatin-M-specific receptor subunit beta-like. Bases 168 to 2975 code for a protein of 935 amino acids. The transcript is spliced from 19 exons. Gene Ontology annotation, biological process: cytokine-mediated signaling pathway. The record is from RefSeq and is a predicted model, not a curated record. Lineage: Eukaryota; Metazoa; Chordata; Lepidosauria; Squamata; Sphaerodactylidae. Gene Ontology annotation, cellular component: membrane; external side of plasma membrane. Gene Ontology annotation, molecular function: cytokine receptor activity; protein binding.
CAGGCUCUGACAGAAUGCAAUGGAGAGCUAGUGAGUGGGAGAGUCUGAGAAAGUUGUGCAACUUUUCUUAGGUCGCAUUAAGAAGACAUUCGGGACACGUACAAGAAUGAAAGCUGAUGUUUCAUCCUAAUCAACUGGACCACUCGGACCUGACUCCAGAAUAAGUGAUGGACCCUUUGAUGAUACUUCAAGUAGUGCUUCUCUCCAUAGCAGUGAGCUUCGGUCAAUUACAAAGUCAAGAUAACCGUGUGGAUCCUCCUACAUUCUUUAAUGUUUCCAAGAACCUAGAUCUUCAGCAGCUGUUACUGGAAUGGGAUGUCAGUGAUGAAACAUAUAACUCUGUAAGACAAAUGGUAUUUAACAUUCAAAUCAAUCAAACCGGAGCAAGUAAUUUUACCUGGAAUGAAAAUUACACAACAACUCUCAACAAAUCAAAUCGGCCUAUAAAAUGGAAGUGGGUUUCCAGAGACCGUAUGGAGUGUAUGUCAUAUGCAGUAAGAAUCCGGGGUUUGAUGACAGGGGGACGAGAAUCCUGGAGCAACUGGACUGAGUUGAAGGAAGUGAAAGGCAUGGACACAGAAGAUUCUAAGUCUGUCAUGUUCCCAGUAGACAAGGUUGUGAAGGAAGGGUCAAACGUCUCCUUUUGCUGCAUUGGGGAAAAGGAUGAAAUAAUAACAUCUUUAUGCUUCCGCGACGUUUGCUAUCCAGCAAGUACAAGCCAGAGAAGAAUGGUGUUUACUGUAGAAAAUGUUCCCCUUUCCAAACCAGGUGGAUCUGUAGUGAGAUGUGCUGGCUCUUAUCUUCUCACAACACUCUUUGUGACCCGCCCGCCUGGUGAACCCCAAAAUCUGUCUUGUGAAACAGAAGACAUGGUAACAUUAAACUGUUCUUGGCAACCUGGAUCAAAGGAUAACCUUGUGGCCAGCCGUUCGAUAAAAUUUAUCCUGUCUGAUAGGUCUAGUGGGAAAAUAUAUUGCCCUCAAGAGUCCUCAAAGAGCUGCUCCUUCAAAAUCGGCACUAAAACCGCAUAUGACUUAAGACUGACCGCCAGAAAUAAUCUGGGGGAGAAACAGACUAGCCUUAGUUUUGAUGUAGCUCAUCGAGUUCAUCCUGCACGCCCUUACGACCUCUUGGUUUCUGGGCAAAAUGCUACUGCCGUCAAGCUACAGUGGAAAAUGAAACAUAAGCUUGAGCUGCUUUGCCAGGUUGAAAGUCAUCAUCCAGAUGGGAAAGUGGACGUGCACAACAUUUCAUCACAUAGCAUGAAGUCAUUCCAUAUUGUGAGUGGGUUGCAACCUUAUGCCAAGUACACUUUCCGAGUACGCUGUGGGGCCAAGCAGCACUUCUGGAAAUGGAGUGAAUGGAGUGAAUCAAAACGGACACAGACAGAAGAAUCCGCUCCAUCAGGUCAUCUUGAUGUCUGGAGAAGCAUCAGCCCAGGUUUCAACUCUUGUAAUGUAACUGUUUUCUGGAAGCCAUUUCCAGACUUUCGUGCUAAUGGGGAAAUUAAGAUAUAUAAGAUAUUCUGGGAAACAUUACAAGGAGAUUCUGGGUCUGAGGAGGUGCCUGCGUCAAACAAGUCCACAAUACUUUUUCUGGAAAAAUGUCCCUGUAACAUCAGUGUCUUGGCAAAGAAUUCUGUAAAUUCAUCCCCUCCUUCUGUGAUCGUGAUCUCAGCAGCUGCAGAUCAAACAUGGAACAUUCAUACAUCUAAAGAAGAUACAAUCAACAACACAGAGGCAGGCAUUUACAUCUCUUGGCAGCCUCAAAGUCAGUUUGAUGGCUACAUCAUCGACUGGUGCAACCACCCAAGAGUCCAGCCUUGUGAAUUUCAGUGGAAGAAAUGUGGACACAACCAAUCCAGUGCUCUCAUUACAUCAGAUGCUUUUAUUCCUGGAGUGCAAUACAGUUUCAGGGUGUAUGGAUCUCUUGGCAACAGAGCUUCUUUAGUGGAGAAGAAAGCCAAAUACCUUAAAGAGAUGGAGCCUGCUGGUAUCACUGAACUGCAUGUAGACACGGUGAAUUCCAGAUGGAUGAAACUCAGAUGGGAUUAUGAUCAUCUUAAUGUGGCCCACCCUGGUUUUAUCAGAGGCUACACUGUUUUUGUGAAGAAUAAAGAUGGAAAUUGCACAUUAAAAGGAUUUGAACAGUUUGCAUUUCCAGAUGGUUCGGUAGCAUGUAAGUAUACAGUUGAACAGCCAGCUGAAAAGACAUUGAUAGUGAAUUACACAAGGCCAAACACAGAGUACUGGAUUCAAGUUCUUGCUUUUAGCACCAGCCCCCCAAAUAUCACAUAUGACUUUAUCAAAGGAACUGCACCACAAAUUGAGAAAGUAAUCACACCAUCUGAUGGAAGCUGGGUUUUUCAACUCCUCCUGCUACUGAUGGUUAUUCCUGUAGUGCUGCUGAUUUGUAUAUGUUUCUGGAAAAGCGAGUGGGUCAGAAAUUGCUGUUGCCCAAAAGUCCCCCAUCCAUAUGUGACCCCAAUUAAGGUUUUUCAGAUGUACCGUAAAACCUUAUUGGCACCAAGUGACUUAUCUCCCAACAAUGUAAUAAUAGAGGAACGCAAGUCACAGCCAUGGAGUCAUGAAGAGAAACACCAUCACUACAACCAAGGCCUCCAUUCUGAGACCCCUGUUUUGGAAACUUUGGCCUUUGGAAACAUCAGCUACUUCACCAACAGCUCAGACCAUUACCAGAGUGUACUCAUCCAAGAGGCAGAAAAGCCGAAACCUGGACAGGCUAUAUCCUCUUACAAGCCGCUACAGCACUUUGACCUUACGGGGAAUCCUUCCAGUUUAAAUUAUGUUUCUCCAACGGACUUGUCUUUCCCUGCGAUUAAGCAAAGCCAGGCUGGAACAGACAAUCCCGUGAAACCAUCAGUUUACAAACCCCAGCAGGCUUUAGAAUCUGAAUCAAGCACCCCGGAUGCAUCCGAGGAACCUAUAAAUACACUUUGCCAAGCUAUAAACUGAUGGCCGACAUUCAUCCUUCCCAUUUGAAGCACGUGAAGCCAUACACAAAAAUGAUGAUGAUGAUGAAGAAGAGUUUGGAUUUAUAUUCCCCCUUUCUCUCCUGUAGGAGACUCAAAGAGACUUACAAUCUCCUUUCCCU